UCUGCAAAGUUUAUAAGUUAUAUUGGGGUUGUGGCAAAGACAACUGUACCUAUCACGCAGAAAUCUUGGCGCAAAGUUGAUCAAGCCACGAAGGACAUUGUUUGGGAGACUGUAUCUUCAGGAUUUGAAAUAGACGAGAGCAAGAAGGAUUUUGUCCUUCAAAAGGCUGGGAGGGCAUUACGGUCUUUCAGACAUUUUAUUACACAAAAAUAUUUGAAAGACCCUGAUGCUGAAUUUGUAGCCCAAGUUCCUCCCCUAUUACAGCCUUUAGUAAAGCAAGAAGAUUGGGAUGCUUUUGUUGUCUCUCGGCGCGAGAAGGAAUUUAAGGAACUGAGCGCCCAAAAUAAGAAGAGAGUGGCCAAGAAUGAAUACCCUUACAGAGCAGGGAGGUUAGGGUAUGCAGGCGUGGAGCAGAAAGAAGUUGAGGCCGAGGGAUCGGAUGUUACUAUAUCCCGCCAAAGACUCUGGGCAUUGGCACGAACAAAUAAAGAUGGAGUGAUUGACAACCCUCGUGUGAAAGAGGUUGCUGAAAAAAUUGAUUCCCUCUCUCAAGAAGUAUCACAGGGCAAGCUUCCUGAGCAUGAGGAUAUCUUAGCUAGAGCGUUGGGGACCCCUGACCACCCUGGUCGUGUUAGGGGUGUUGGCUUCGGUGUCACAAAGAAGCAAUACUUUGGCAAGAUUAAGAAGCGAACAUCGGCUUCUUCAUCCGAGGUCCAAGAGUUGAGAGAAGAGCAAGCUGUUAUGAAGCAACAGCUAGAAGCCCAAGCAAAGUUAAUUGACAUGCUAUUGAAGGGCCAGAUCCCUGGGAGGCUUUUGGGUGACGUUAGCCCCAGCGGAAAAGAUAGCUGCACAGUCCCUUCAGACAAAAUACCCGAGGGCGAGAAUGACUGCAACUGUUUAGCAGACAAUCCGUCACGCAAAGUAGUUGCAACGGGACGCGUGUAUAACAUUGCCGGGGACACAAUCCAUAACCUUCCCCUCCCGCCCGAUUGCAUUAGGGUUUCCUUGCUUGUUGCAAUCGACCCCAAGUAUCCAUUACCUUAUCCUACCGAUGAGAUGCAGACGGUAGGAGAUGCGUUGGGGAGCUUCGUUGCAUGGCCCAGCCACCUUGUUAUGGUUGGUACACCAAAGCCGACAAAGGACCCAAAGCCGCCAAAGGACCCCUUGCCACCAAAGAAAAAGCCAAGGGGGAAAAGCAAAUUGAAGGAUAAGGUGUCGGGCCAUACUAAAGAGUCAGUCACGGUUUCGCAACAUGCAGUGCCUAUGCCUGUUGUAGAAAACAAAUUCCGUGACUCUCUUGAGACCUAUGCUUCGGCUACGAGGAUGAUUCGUCAAGAGCCGAUAGGGGAUAUCAUUAAUUUUGACGAUGGGCUAUUUGGUAGAGCAUCAUUUGAAGUCGUUCGGGAUGAAAUUUUGAAUGAAAUCCUCAAGCACGAUAUGGCGAGCACUAGUUUGAUGACUUUCUACAUGAGUCACCUUUAUACCUCAUUCGUGGUUCCUGGUGGCCUCGAGUCAAAGAUCAAGCUGGUUAAUCCUCAUGAUGUCUCUCCCCACAAUAAUAUUACAAAGGAAGCCCUUGAAAAUCAAGCAAGAAUGCUUUCGGAUCAAUUUCGAGAAAGGGGAGCAGCGAAGGAUACUUUAUUUCUCGCUCCUUACUGCCAAGGGGGACACUGGAUGCUUAUUGUGGUUAAUCCCGUUGCUCCAAAAAUAUGGUAUCUCGAUCCCCUUAAUGGAGAGCCAAGCAACAGGGAAGAUAUGGUGGUACUUUUUAAUGAAGCUGUGGUGUUGUAUCGCACUGCGACCGACAUGACUGUGUCCCCUAAGAUGAGGGCAUUCGAAUCUUCAGAGAAAUGGGUCACUGUUAAGUGUCCAUUCCAGCCAGAUCAGAGCAAUGACUGUGGUUAUUGCUUGAUGAAGUUCAUGAAGGACAUUAUCACUCAUGCCCCUACCACAUUAUCUAACAAGUACUUCGAGGACGUCUAUUGCGUUCGUUAUACGACUGCACAUGUAGAAGAGGUCCUUGAAGAGGUGGCCCAAUGUGUUUUCAAUAUGUGGGUAGCAACAGUAGUUAGGCCGGUACAAUAGUUAGUUACAUUUAUAUACACAUUUUUGGGCCAAUUUUUAUGGGAUAGGCCACUUAAUUUUGAAACAUUAGUUUGCAAAUAAGUUUAGAUUUUAAGGUUAAAUGUAUAGGAAUUUUUAUGUUAAUUAGAUAGGAGAUACUAUUACAAACAUUCAUUAUAUUGCA
Molecule: messenger RNA, 2248 nt
Organism: Prosopis cineraria
Lineage: Eukaryota; Viridiplantae; Streptophyta; Magnoliopsida; Fabales; Fabaceae
Exons: 11
Coding region: 742-2085 (447 amino acids)
Biological process (GO): proteolysis
Molecular function (GO): cysteine-type peptidase activity
Source: RefSeq, a predicted model, not a curated record